AAUGCGCUUUUAUCUUGUAGAAGUGCACCCCGAUAGCAGAAACACUCAGAAGUGUUUCUAGCGCAGAAACAACUCUCCAGCGAAGCAGCACUGUUGCCAAGCGUAGCUAAUUCUCCCUCCCACCCGUCCUCUACUUUGGUACCACUUUUUGGUUUUCUCUGGUUGAAUUGGAUUUUGUUGAUGGCCAAUAGCAAAUACAAGUAUGUGAAGGAAGAGUUCGAAAAAGAAAUUGAGGAUGUGAAUGGUCGGUUGAUUCCAUGCACUUGGAUAAUUGUCAGAAUCGAUGGCCAUGAUUUUCGAAGAUUUUCUCAAGUUCAUGAAUUUAUGAAGCCGAAUGAUGAGCAAGCUUUGAACCUGAUGAACUCAUGCGCUAUGGCUUUGUUGGAAGAAUAUCCAGAUAUAGUAUACGCAUAUGGGUUCAGUGAUGAGUACAGCUUCAUUUUGAAGAAGACAUCAAAUUUCUACCAGAGGCGUGCCAGCAAAAUAGUGUCUAUCACUGUAUCUUUCUUCUCUUCUCUUUAUGUCAUGAAAUGGAAAGAAUUCUUUCCUCAGAAAGAGAUGAGGUUCCUUCCAUCUUUUCAUGGACAGAUCUUUCUCUGUCCUGAAGCUAAGGUUCUGAAAGAUUAUCUGGUGUGGAGGCGAGAUGAAUGUCACGUUAACAACCAAUAUGAUACUUGUUACUGGAUGCUUGUUAAGUCUGGGAGGACUGAAGAGGAAGCACAGAAUAUUUUGAAGGGUUCUCAAAAACAGGACAGAAAUGAACUGCUUUUCCAACAGUUCGGUGUUAACUAUGAGAAGCUACCAAUCAUGUUCCGUAGAGGAUCCUGCAUUCUCAAGGAAAAGGUGGAAGAAAUUGUGAAGUACGAUCAGGCUGGAGAUCCUGUUAGAAGAGUACGGGAAAAGCUGAUAGUGGACCACUUUGAUCCGGACUGGCUAAGCUUUUGGGCGAAGCACCCAUGUCUAAUUGAUGCGCUACUUAUACCAAAGGAGAAUUUCUGGAAAAUUUGGUCAACCAAAUGUGAUUCUGUGAAAUCCUUUGAAUUCGAAGACAAGUUGAUUCCCUCCACGUGGAUUGUUGUUCGAAUUGACGGCUGCCGUUUUCAUAGAUUUUCUGAAAUCCAUGAAUUUGAGAAGCCAAAUGACGAGCAAGCUUUGAAUCUGAUGAACUCAUGUGCAGUGGCUAUGUUAGAGGAGUUUCAAGAUUUAGUCUUCUCAUAUGGGGUCAGUGAUGAGUACAGUUUUGUUUUGAAGGAGGGAUCUCAGUUCUGCCAAAGGCGUGCCAGAAAAAUAAUUUCACGGACUGUAUCAUUAUUCUCUUCCCUAUAUGUAAUGAAAUGGAAGGUAUUUUUCCCUAGAGAAGAGCUGAAGUAUCCUCCUUCUUUUGAUGGCCGGGCUGUAUGCUAUCCAUUGGUUCCAAUUCUUCGACAUUAUCUGUCAUGGAGACAAAUUGACUGUCACAUCAACAAUCAGUACAAUACCUGUUUCUGGAUGCUGGUUAAAUCAGGAAAGACCGAAAGGGAGGCACACGAUCUUUUAAAGGGUACUCAAACACAAGAGAAAAACAAACUGCUUCUACAACAGUUUGGAAUCAACUACGAGAGACUACCAGUCAUGUUCCGUAAAGGAUCCUGUGUUUACAGAGAUAAGGUGGGAGAGAGCAUACAGGACACUAAAGGUGGAGAUCCUGUUAAAAAAUCUCUGAAGGUGAUUGUAGAUCAUUGUGACAUCAUUGGGCCUAGCUUUUGGACUGCACACCCAAGCAUCCUUGAAGGGUAGCCUUUCCACAUUAGUAACUCACCUGCAACAAUUUACAGCUAAAAUUCUAACUCUGUCCAUUCGAUCCAUUUUGGUAAUUUAUAAAACUGUAUUUGGUAGGGGGCUUGUUUAACAAUUUUUAAAUACUAGCAGAUUCUUGUUAAAAUUGAAACUGUCAUACCCAAAGUGGGAGAUGAUCUGUAUUGAAUUCUCAUGUAUGAGAACAUUUAAAUUAAAAUAGGACAGAUCCAUAGUUGAGUA
Molecule: messenger RNA, 2016 nt
Organism: Telopea speciosissima
Lineage: Eukaryota; Viridiplantae; Streptophyta; Magnoliopsida; Proteales; Proteaceae
Product: tRNA(His) guanylyltransferase 1-like
Exons: 13
Coding region: 181-1776 (531 amino acids)
Biological process (GO): tRNA modification
Molecular function (GO): magnesium ion binding; tRNA guanylyltransferase activity
Source: RefSeq, a predicted model, not a curated record